AUGCGCAUCCGAUUCACCUUUGCAGGUGUAUUCCUGCUCCUGCUUAUCCUGGCGGCGUAUGCCGGCCUUACCAAGCUCCAGCUCGGCCAUCUCAUCAACGACAAGCUGCUGCACUUCCUCACCUUCUUUCUCCUCACCGUCGUCUUCUACUGGGUCGUCGACACGAACCGCCGGCGGACGAUCAACAUGACGUUUGUGAUAUGCACGCUGGUUCUCGGCGUGGGGUCCGAGUUCCUGCAGAGCUUCCUGCCCAACGACCGCGACUUUGACCUCUACGACAUUGUCGCCAACGUGGUCGGCAGCCUGCUGGGGCUGGGGCUGUGUUCGUGGUACCACAGGAGGAUGCUCGAGCGCAGGCGCCAGCAAAAGACGUACAAUGCGGUGCCGGGCGAGGAAGAGGAGGAUCUGGAGCUCGGUGAGGGCCACGAGACGGGUGUGGUGGUGGACGGUGGUGCUCCGCCGCAGACGCUGGAGGAAGAGGUGGACAACUGGGACGAGAACGCACCGGAUGACUGGGAGGAAGACGGGAAUGCGGAGGGAGCGGACAUUACGGCCGCAGACGCUGUCAACAAGGACAAGUAA
Akanthomyces muscarius is the source of this 582-nucleotide messenger RNA. RefSeq lists its product as uncharacterized. The transcript has 2 exons. The record is from RefSeq and is a predicted model, not a curated record. Lineage: Eukaryota; Fungi; Ascomycota; Sordariomycetes; Hypocreales; Cordycipitaceae. The coding region runs from base 1 to 582 and encodes 193 amino acids.